AUGUCAGUGAUGCAGAAGCGACAGCACUGCUAUUUGUGCGAUUUGCCCCGUAUGCCUUGGGCGAUGCUGCACGAGUUUUCAGAACCAGUAUGUCGUGGAUGUGUAAAUUAUGAAGGUGCUGAUAGAAUAGAAGUGGUUCUUGACACAGCGCGCACGCUUAAGCGUGCACAUGGUUUUCAAGAAGGUCGGGGCCCAACACAUGCUAAGGGAGGACAUCGAGCACCUUUAGAAGCCCAUCAAAAUGGCGGUGAAUCAGCCGGUAGAGGUCAACCAGCUCCUCCAGCACAUCAUGCUCCAACAGCUGGAUUUGCGUUACACCAUUCUCGCCCAACAGCUAAUGCGGGAUUAUUGGCAGAGUAUGGUGGCCGAAGGGAGGAACACGAAGGAAGGCGCCUUGCUCAUUUACCUUUAGCACAUUUGCCAGCGCACGGUGGAGCUCGUCUUGCUCCAGGUCUUACACUUAAGCGACCUUUAGAUGAUGAUGAUCAUCAAAACCAUCACGAGCCGGCAAAACGACUUUUAGAAGAGCAUGCACGACCGCCGCUAACUCGCGGUGAAUCUUUGCCAGCUGUGUCACUUGCAGCCCCAUUUGCACCCGAUCGUGUAUUCAAACAAGAAAAACACCCUUUACGUACUCCUUCAUUUGACACGGCUUUUAAAACAAAUGGUUAUGGAAACACAGCUCCUCUCACGAAUGGGUCUGCCGGAUCCCCACUCGGCCGUACCGCAGGUUCUCCUCCAGUUACUGGUGCAGGCGCUGGUCCCUCCCCGAUGGCCGCACUCAUGUCUGUAACUGAUACUUUACCUCCUGGAUCUCCACGAUCCACUGGCGGAUCUCCACCACAACCGCCUCCACAACGAUCUGCUAGCCGGUCAAGUCAACAUUCACCUAAUUCUUCAGGGUCGAACGGCGGGCGGCGGUCGUCGGGCUCGCGACAUGUGUCCUCAACGACAUCAGUGUCCUCGACUGAAGCCGGCGAGGGUACCGAUGCGACCGCUCCAGCGCCAGCACCAUUACUGAAAUGCACACUGUGCCAAGAACGCCUGGAAGACACGCAUUUCGUGCAGUGCCCGAGUCAACAGCACCACAAAUUCUGCUUCCCGUGCUCUCGGGAUUCUAUCAAGCGACAGCAAGGAUCUGAGGUUUACUGUCCAAGUGGUGAAAAGUGCCCCUUGGCUAAUUCGACGGUUCCGUGGGCUUUCAUGCAGGGUGAAAUCGCAACAAUCUUAGGAGAGGAAUUCAAGCCUAAGAAGGAAAGGGAAACCUAG
This is a messenger RNA of Leptosia nina, 1269 nucleotides long. NCBI's taxonomy places the organism in Eukaryota, Metazoa, Arthropoda, Insecta, Lepidoptera, Pieridae. The record is from the annotation of a GenBank genome assembly.